Harpegnathos saltator (Jerdon's jumping ant) is the source of this 4548-nucleotide messenger RNA. RefSeq names its product serine-rich adhesin for platelets. The transcript has 5 exons. Gene Ontology annotation, cellular component: MSL complex. The record is from RefSeq and is a predicted model, not a curated record. Gene Ontology annotation, molecular function: chromatin binding. NCBI's taxonomy places the organism in Eukaryota, Metazoa, Arthropoda, Insecta, Hymenoptera, Formicidae. The coding region runs from base 201 to 2672 and encodes 823 amino acids.
GAGAGAGAGAAAGAGAGAGAGAGAGAGAAAGAGGAAGAGAGGAAGAGAAAGACGGCUUUCGGCGGGGUUGCUCACACGAGCAACGGGGCGUCGCGUCCGUACCGUCGUCGUCCGUGUCGCGAUACGCGCACGUCAGAGACGCUUAAUGUGCGCGAGCCGGGCGUGUGUUGUUGGUACGCUCGUGAUAGCGGGCGCGGCAAAUGCGGGCGGUAGCGAUUGCGGCGACGGAGCCACCGCGAUCGCGAGCGCGGCAGAAAGAUGUCAAACGGCGGCUCACCGUGGUCCGAACGACUCGUGAACGUGCUUCUAGUUGCGGUAGUGGUGGUGCUUGUGACAAUAGUGCGGACAGUGGUGGUAACAUCAGUGGCGGCGUCCCUCCUGCCGUCACAGUUACUGCCACUGUUAUCGGCGGUGGCGGCGGCGGCGUCGUCGUCGUCGGCGGCUGUGACGGUGGUGGCGCCGCGGACGGUCUCCGCGACGACGGCGUGACGUUACCCGACGCCCGCGGCACGACGCCAGCGGUGAAUCGCCGUCGCGAGACAACAGUAGCGUGUAUCUGCGACGACGGCGGCGGCGGCGGCGACUGCGAUCGCGACAGCGACGGCGACGACGCCGUCGUAACGACGGGCCGCUGUUGCGAACUCGAAGCGGUGAUACCCCGGACGACGACGCCGGCGAGUGCCGGUAACACGGACGACGCGAGGAUAGUCGGCAGCAACAGCGCGAACACGGUCGCCACCGCCGCGGUCGUUGUUGUGAACAGCGGGUCGACGUUGUACGACGACGAGGACGACGACGACGAAGACGAGGACGACGACGACGACGAGGACGAAGACGAAGAAGACGACGACGAGGACGAAGAAGACGAAGAGGACGAGGAGGAGGAAGACGACGACAACGAUAACGAGGAGAUCGGAAACUAUCGUUAUCGGUACAAGCACGGCAACAUGGUCGCGGCGAUGAACGAACACCUGUCUAACACGACGACGACGACGACAUCGUCGCCGGCGUCGGCGAACGGUGCCCGCAGCACGUCCAGCAGCACCGUCGCGACGCUGUCAUUGUCCUCGACCAUGUCCAACAGCAGCGCGAUCGUCAGCGGCAACAGCAAUCCCCCGGCGAUGUCGACGACAACGACGAGCGCGGCGAUCAACACCGCCGGCGGCAUCGUCGUCGGCCUCGGCGUCACCACGAACAACAACAGCUGCGGCAACGCGCGCAAUCAGGAGUUCCAGGAGAUGGACGGCGACGACGGCAAAAACAUCGCCGUCAGCACCACUACCACCACCACCACCACCACCGGGCCCGCCGGCAUCCUCAGUUUCCCAUGCGACUUCGAUCAUAUGUACGCGAGUAUGACGGACGGCGGUACGCCGGCCGCCGCGACGGCCUCCGCAGCCGCAGCCGCCGCCGCCGCCGCCGCUGCCGCUGCUCUCGGGGUCAGUCCACUGCGCGGCAACGAACCUCGUCAGAACGACCUCACUGAGGUCAAGCACCUGAAGGAGUUAUUGCUGCUACACUUGGACCUCAUCCAGCAGCAGUCCGAGCAGAUCGUCACCAAGGACAAGCUUCUCGCCGCGCUGCGUCAGGAAAACGAGACGUUGAAGCUACGUUUGGAACGUAUGGAAAGGCGGGUAAACCUCCAGAAACUGAGGUCUGAAUGUAGCGAGAAUUCUGCGAGUACCGAACAUCUCGGCACGUGUUCGCCACCCAGCGUUAAUACCGUAAACACAGCGUCAACCAGUGAACCGCACCGAAAUGUGCAAUCCGAGAGUAGUAACACUUUACAUGAGAGCUUUAAGAUACGUUUGAACACGAGUGGUGGUAUCACCACUGUUAAGCAAGAACCUCUGGAUAAUCAAAUCAAACACGAAAUAAAGCAAGAGGCUAAUGAGACAAGAUUCGAAUGGGAAGAGAAAAAGAAGAGGCGAUCGGACCCAACCCCCCUGUCCACAGGCAGUAAAAAGAAAAGAGGGUUGUCCUGUUCAUCCACUGUUAAUACUGACGCGUCCUCCAAUAUACAGGAUAAGGUAUUAGGUCAGACUUCGCACGAGCCCACUAGAAAGAGUGACAGGAAGACAAAAUCUCUCGUAAAAAAGGAGUCAUUCCUUACGACAGAGGAACAUUAUUACACUGCUGUAGGAGAUCCGAGUUAUACUUUAAGUCUCAAACAAUCCAGUCCAGUAGAAACAUGUAGUUCUCUAGAAGUUCCAAAUUGGAGGGUAAAAAUAUACACAAGUUGUUACACGAUGGAGGGUACCGAGAACUUGGAUGAUGAGAUUUUUAAUAAAAGACAUUUAAAAUUGGAGAAUGAUGAGAGGAGGAGGAAACGGUGGGAUGUGCAGAGGAUAAGGGAACAAAGGCAUAUAGAGAAGUUAAAGCAAAGACAAGAACGUCAAAAUCAUCAAGCCACAUGCUACAAUACUAAUCAUACUGGCCCUUGCCCUUCGUCCUUAGAAGAGGAAACCAUAACGUCUUUGUGGCCUGACAUAGAACAAAUUCAAAGUCUCCAAGUGGAUUCUCAUUUGCCAGUAACUGCAUUUGGCACCCCUAUUCCUAGUUUUACUCCAAGUGAAUUUUCUUUACCUUGGUCGAACGCGACACGAAUAAAGUGUCGACGCCCUAAACGUUCAACAAGUAGAAGAAAAUCUACAGGUAGAAGAAAAGUCUAGGAGACAAAUUUUUAUAAAAGUGGACAGAACUGAUUUUAUCUGGACCGUCGGUUUUAAAUAUUGAGAGAAUAGUAUUGCUCCCUCUCAUCACACAUUUGAAUCAGUGUUCUUUUUUCGUUGCUACGCGAGAUAUAGGGGCACCAAAGAUAUUUUUAUUAACUUUUUUAACGUCUGCAAUGUAUACAGCAGGUAUAUAGUUUAUCUAUUUUUUUUUCUACAUUUUUGUCGAUUAAGUAAAUUUAUCAUCAAUACUUGUUUGAUACAUCUAUUCUACUUUUUGUACUCGGUGUUGGUCAUUUUAUUUAUGUAACUAUGAAUAUGUAUCACACAAUGUAAUGAAAAAACAUGUCAGUUUGCGGAUGCAUCAAAAAUUUGACUAAGAUCAGGAGAUUUUUGUUCUAUCGUCAAAAUCUGCUUAUUGGUUAUUGAUAUUUGCAAUUUUUUUUUUACAAUUGUAACAAGGCAGAGUUUAUAUCGAUUUUAUAACCCAAUAUGUUUUUUGCUAUUGUAAAAUUUGUUAAUGAAAUUACUCAUGUAUACAGUCGGUAAAAAAAGAAAAUCUUAUAAAAACGAUGUUAUAUAAAACGCGAAAAAAAUAUAAUCAAUUUUUAAAUCUUGUGUAGCCCCUUUUUUGAUGUUUUAUAAAUUCUGUAUAGUAGCUUUAGUGACGGAAGACGUGUCACUAUUCUUAAAAAGUUACGCAUCAUUGCGAACGGAUCGCGUUUGGUUAACUCCAAAACUUACAGUACAAAUAUAUUUAUUGUACAGAGUGUUUCAGAAAAUGCGCGCUUCCUCUCAGUAACAGAUUCUCUGACGAAUUUAUGGAGUGGUGAAAAACUCCUUGUGAAAAAUUUGAAGGAAGGCCUAAUUGUAUAUGUAAAAUAAUUCUUGUAUACUUUUUAAGAUUAAGCUAUAAUCUCAAGUAAAUUUCAUUUUAAGAGACAUUUUAUUUCGGGACAAAUUGUCGAUACAUAUGAACUAGUGAAGACGAAAAAAAGUUGAAUGGAUGACCAGAUUCACGUCGAGAAAAUCUGUAACUAAAAGAAAUUAGGCGCCUUUUGAUACAACCUGUAUAUGUCGUAUAUCUAUUAUAUUAUAUUAUGAGUAAGGAUCUGUAAACCGCGACUUACAGCUAUAAGUGAAUUCAUUACAGCGUCUGUUACCUCUGACGACUCCCAUGUAGGACGCUGUAUCGAGAUUCGAGCGUGAUUCUUCGGUCACAGAAACGGACAAGGAGGAACUUCGCGGACAUUGUAAACGAUUGUAAAGUCACCGAUAACGCGACUAGUGGCCCAAGGUUUAACGACCCGAAGUAUGAGAUUCCUUAAAAUAACACGCGUUUUCUAGCACAAUCAGUUCGAUUAAGCAUUAAAGUUAAGUCUACUGUCUUCGUGCUUCGCAUUAUUAUGUUAUUGGUAAAUAAAAUUUAUACGUAUAUUAGUUUUUACGGAUUUCCAUUCGUGCUAUCUUCAGACAGCGUUAUCGAUCCACCUAUCGUUAAUCAUCUCUCGGAGGACAGCUAACCGAGUUCUGAGAAUGGCGUCCUAGAUUUGUGAUAAUUCCGACUUCACAUUUGCAUUGUAGAAAGAAACUGUGGUAUUACGAAUAUAAGGAAUCGAUGUGUGAAUAAUAGCAGAUAACAACACGUUAUUUUCGCAUAUUUAGAUCUGCUGUGUCGCAUAAUUUUAAGACGCCGUUUGAUGCGCAAUAAUUUAUCUCGGCUUGAACGAAAGUUCGAGGAAAACUGUACACAUCUUUCUUCAAAGAGGUGCAUGGUUUUCGAAGUUUCUUUUUUUUAUGUCUCUUACUUUUUAAGGUAUAUGUAUACAACAACUGACAUAUUCUGUAAGAUAGUGUAUUAACCGUCCGUGAAAAC